AUGGAGGGCAAAGGACCUUCCUGGGCCGACAGGUUCAUUGGUCCGGAAUUCGUGCUCGACAUGUUCGAUCAAGAACCUUGGGAAGGGGAUCAUGGGUACACAACCAUCGAAAACUACUUUCUGUACAAGCAGGAUAUCGAGCGCCUUGCCACUAUGGGAAUGCCUUACUACUCGUUCAGUAUAUCCUGGCAACGCAUCCUACCAUUUACACUCCCAGGAACGCCAGUUAAUCAGCAAGGUCUCCAGCACUAUGAUGAUCUUAUCAAUUUUGUCCUCGAGAAAGGGAUGAAACCCAUCGUAACUCUCGUUCAUAUCGACUCGCCCCUCAUCUUCUAUCCGAACGUCAGCGAAGAAUACAUUGGUCGCAAUCCAGAAUACGGCUUCCUUGACUAUGGCAUGGGGGAUCCGAGAUUUGAGGAUGCAUGGGUGAACUAUGGGAAGAUUGUCAUGUCUCACUUUGCUGAUCGAGUGCCAAUUAUUUGGGUGACGUGA
Molecule: messenger RNA, 492 nt
Organism: Ramularia collo-cygni
Lineage: Eukaryota; Fungi; Ascomycota; Dothideomycetes; Mycosphaerellales; Mycosphaerellaceae
Exons: 1
Coding region: 1-492 (163 amino acids)
Biological process (GO): carbohydrate metabolic process
Molecular function (GO): beta-glucosidase activity
Source: RefSeq, a predicted model, not a curated record